This is a messenger RNA of Rhododendron vialii, 1262 nucleotides long. Its product is annotated as histone H2B.2-like. Bases 167 to 1018 code for a protein of 283 amino acids. Gene Ontology annotation, biological process: nucleosome assembly. The transcript has 2 exons. Gene Ontology annotation, cellular component: nucleosome. Gene Ontology annotation, molecular function: DNA binding; protein heterodimerization activity; structural constituent of chromatin. Lineage: Eukaryota; Viridiplantae; Streptophyta; Magnoliopsida; Ericales; Ericaceae. The record is from RefSeq and is a predicted model, not a curated record.
CCCACGUGCCAACUCUCUGGAAACCCCCAGAGCCAGUUUGCAAAAACAGAACGGUGAAAAAAACCAACUCCUCUUUGGCUCUGUUUUUAUCCACUUCCAAAGUUUGAAACGGAUUCAGAGAGAGGGAAUUAAAAAGCUAAGGAAAUCCGAGGAGAGAGAGAGAGAGAUGGGGCCUAAGAAGAAGCAGCAAGGGAAUGUGGUGGGGACAGUGGUGAGGACAACCAGGAGAGUUGUCCAACAAACUGUGCAAGUUGCUGUGGUUGAGGGAAACCAGACCCUCUUGGAUCAAUGUGAAGAACAAGAACAAGAAGAGGUACUUGUAACUCCUAGUUAUCCUAGUACUAGUACUAGAAAGAGAAAGAUUGUUGUUGUUGAAGAUAGUAGUAAAGCACAAGAUAAGCAGCCACUUGAAAGAGAGGAUGUAGUCCAAGAACAAGAAAAAGAACAAGAACAGGGAGACGAAGAUGAGGAAACACAAGAAGAAGAGCAAGGAGAAACCGUAGAAGAAACAGAGGAUCAAAGGGUUCCACCAACAAAGAAAGAAGACGGCCAGAAGUACAAGACCCACGGAGAUGACACAGAAAAGAAGAAGACUACACAACCAGCUCAAGAGAUUGAGAAAACGAAGGCGACCCACGAAGGUAAAGAGAGCGGAAAGAAGAGGAGGGGGAGGAGACCAGGAAGGCGUAGAACGGCUUCCAACACCGGCGAAGUGUACAAGAGGUACGCGUAUAGAGUGCUGAAGCAAGUCCACCCUGAGUUGGGCGUAUCAUCCAAGGCCAUGACGGUGCUCAACAACUUCGUGAACGACAUGUUCGAGCGGCUGGCGGACGAGGCGGCUCGGCUGCUCAAGUACACGGGGCGGAAGACGCUGAUGUCGAGCGAGAUCCAGGCGGCAGUGCAGCUUGUUUUGCCCGGCGAGCUGGGGAAGCACGCCGUUGUUGAGGGCACCAAGGCUGUAAAAGCGUAUUUGGCCAGCACCGCCGCUGCAGGAGGCGGUGGUAGGUCCAAGUCUUAGCAGUGUUUGAGAUAGCAGUGGUAGUGGAACCAUAUGUAUAGGUACAAGUGAAUGUAGACCUUUUUUAGGUCAAAUAUUUUGUUACGUACGUAUUUACUUAUGCUUGGUAGGGGUUAGUUUUUUUGUCAACAGUUUAGGGGUUAGCUUUGAUAGGUUUGUGUGUUGAGGUUGGCUUAUACAUGGAGGAGCCGUGAAUAAGUCGUUAGCGGAGCUGCACGUUUUCAGUCGUUCGUUUCAGCAUUGG